AUGAGCUUAAGCUCGUCUGCUUUGACUUCAUGGAAAGAACAGAGAAAAGGCAGUCAACCACAAGACGGGCAUUUUGUAUUCCGCUUUCUGAGUCCCCCACUUGACUCUUUCACCAUGCAGAAAGGUCGUAAACGACGUAUCUCGGACGAUGAGGAUAUGACGCUGGCUCCCUCCGCAGCAGAUCCCACAUUUCAGUUUGGGAAGACUCUUCAGUCUAAUCUACGAACCGACAUGAAAGCCAAGACAGCAGAAAAUAGCAGCAAAAGGACGAAAACAGAUAUGACGAAUCACCUUUCUGUCAGAAAAUUACUAGUAAGAGGCUCAUUGAUUGAACUAUUCUCGCUUCUGAUUGUAGACACACUGGAUAAAACGACGCUGGUUGACCUCGUUAACGGAUUGAUAGACUCAUACCCUAGUUUACAGCCAGAGAUCGAAAAAAACAUUCCUGCACCAACUCUCCAGUCUGUAUCACAAGCCAUCAAUGAUUUAGAGUACAAACUAUCCGAAAGUUUCCCAUAUAGCAGAUCUGGACCAAUGCGCGAUGAUUACAGCUACAAUCGAGUUAAAGGACACCUCAUGGAUUUGGUGAACGCUUUACAAGAAUACGCUGAUCAUUUUACGACAUCAAGUGACUUUCCCACUACUACCUUUUCCUAUCUUCACUUUGCAACCCUGGUCGCUGAACGAUUACCAUCUUGGAGUAAUCCAACGCACAAUAAUAUACAACGCAACCUAUAUCUUGACCUUGUGAAAUACUGGAUGAAAGCCAUAGAACAGGCAACCUCUAAGAUUGCCGAAGGGAAAAUAUAUGGAGAGCAAGUCGUUACAGAAUGGGCUAAAAACUUGAUGCAACAUAAUAACGCUACCAAUGGACUAUUUAGCGAAGCUAUAGACCUCUUUGCCAACAGUUUGGGCUGGAUUAUUGGCUUUUCAUCACCCACCAUCGGUGGUAAAGACCAAGUUUUUCAUAUGGAUUCUCAAUUUAAGAUUCACCAAAUUACCGAAUUAUAUUCACAGAAGCCCAUACAUUUCCAAAUAACAGAAAUGAACAAGUCAUUCAUGAUCUGGGUGGGUCGGCCGCAAGAUGGCCUCGCCGAUCUGUCUAUUGCUAUGCCUGCCAUGAACAAGAACACGCCACCACCAGCAUCCAACUUGAUCACUCAGGAUAUGUCGGACGUCAGCGUGGAUCUCGGCCGACGUUUAGCACUUCGUUAUGGCCAGCAGUUUAUCGUUAGCAUAAAUGUACCUAGCGACGAUCAAAUGAUGAUGGCAUUUGUAGAAAAGAAAAUUACAACAUUAUUGAAGGAUAUCAUUGUAAACUAA
Umbelopsis ramanniana AG is the source of this 1323-nucleotide messenger RNA. RefSeq lists its product as uncharacterized. Gene Ontology annotation, cellular component: nucleus. The record is from RefSeq and is a predicted model, not a curated record. Lineage: Eukaryota; Fungi; Mucoromycota; Umbelopsidomycetes; Umbelopsidales; Umbelopsidaceae. The transcript is spliced from 10 exons. The coding region runs from base 1 to 1323 and encodes 440 amino acids. Gene Ontology annotation, biological process: nuclear protein quality control by the ubiquitin-proteasome system; proteasome assembly; proteasome localization.